GCCCUAAAUGACGAAUCGGAGGAAUCAAAACUUCUUAGGAGAGGGCUUUGGUUCCUAAAGUGGAUAUCUAUGUGGAGGUAUGUGAAAUCGCACGAAGUGACUAAGAAGCGGAGACUUACCUCGCCGAAGACGACGACGUAAAUGGCAGUGGCGACGAAAUGGCAACAAUGACGGUGAAUUUUAACACAUAGGUAACUUUCUUUUGUUGUUCUUCUUCUUCUGCGUUUGAGAAUUCUUAUUCUUCUGUGUAUGGGAAUUCUUCUUCUUCUGCCUUCUGUCACUACCAUUUUGGUUCUGCUGUGAUGCGGCUUUCGGUUGUUAAGAUACAAAUAAAGUUGUUGAAUCAUCGAGGAGUGAAGAUAUUUCAGUUUGAAGUUCUCCGGAGGCUCAGAUAUGGACGAAGGUGAAACUCCCCCUUCCUCGCCAAAGCCGAAAGAAGUUGAAGAUUCUGUAUCGGUGCAAUUCGGUUGAAGAUGAAGAAUGAAUUGAAGCAGAAGGUUGAAGAAAAUAUGGAAAGAUGUGGGAGAGUGAAGGUGACGAGAAGAUCCAAUCCUUUGAGAGAGAUUGAAGGUUUUCUUGUGUUGUUGGUUGCAAGCCGUUGCAGCAUCCCGCGCUUGGAGCUGGUGUUGGUAGCUUGCAUACCUGCGUUUGGAUGGUUUUCUGUUGCCGGUUUGGUUACCGUUGCAUUUGGAAUGCUGCGGCAGUUUGUGGCUUUGGAUUAUGUAUUGAGAUUAAUGCAACUUUGUUGUAACUUUGAAAUUGUAUUGAACAUAGGAAUGGAUUAUGGUUUUCGUUAGAAUGUUUAUGUAUUCAAGAAAUUGGAAUUGGGAUUAAUGAUUAUGGAUUGAUUUGUAUGUUAGAUGAUGAAUUGGCAACUUAUUCAUGGUGAUGGUUUGAAUGACUAUAGAAUUGUAUUAACUAUUAUUUUCAAUGGUUUCAUUCGAAUAUGGAAGGUUGUGGUGAA
Messenger RNA from Lathyrus oleraceus (garden pea), 964 nucleotides. RefSeq lists its product as uncharacterized. Bases 474 to 797 code for a protein of 107 amino acids. NCBI's taxonomy places the organism in Eukaryota, Viridiplantae, Streptophyta, Magnoliopsida, Fabales, Fabaceae. The record is from RefSeq and is a predicted model, not a curated record. The transcript has 4 exons.